GUAUCAUACCACUUCGUUAUCGAAACAAAAGAAAAAUGGUUAAAAUCAGCGCAUUAGUGUUAGGCGUUAUUGGUGCUGUAGCAGCUACUACAAAGACUCCUCCUUCCUCUCUCCAGAUCGGUAUCAAAGAGAAAGCAGACCCUUGCGUAGCGACAGCUCAGAAUGGUGACAACUUGACAAUGCAUUAUUCUGGCUACCUCUUCGAUGAUGGAAGCCAAUUUGACAGCUCAAGGAACCCAGGAAGACAACCAUUUACAUUUAAACUCGGUGCAGGUCAAGUCAUUUCCGGCUGGGAGAAGGGUGUCUUAGGUAUGUGUGUCGGUGAAAGACGUAAAGUAACGAUUCCACCAUCUCUCGGAUACGGUAGCAGAGCUAUAGGUCCUAUCCCAGCUGAAUCAACUCUUGUCUUUGACAUAGAGCUACUUGAUGGCGCCUCAGGUCCAGGUAAAGCAGUUCACAAUGAAUUAUAAGAUACCCAAGGUGUUAGAAGUAGGAUUAAUUUAAUAUCUUCAGUACAUUUUCGUCUUAUUAUACAAGGUAUGGUGCGACUGUGAUGACAGCAGGUCCUCGGGUGUUGUAGUCUGCCUUCGUGAUCGCAAAACUAGAGUGGUCUGCGGAAGUUAUCUUAGCCACGAUACCGGCACCCAAGAAUGUGUUGAGGUCGUCCCGUCCUUUGAAAUCUGCAAAGUAGUCAGGCACUCUGAGCACUUUCAAUAUGGAAGCAGAUGGUUGCAAUUCAUUGUUCUCUCCUUUACUUAAGUAUGGACCAAUGUGUGGUGCAAGAAGUUGAGUGAAUCCUUUGGCACCAGCUAGUGGACCAGCCAGGACUAAGCCGUUGUAUAUCUGUGAUCUCGUCUCAAUCUCACACUGUUCAACAGUGCUCAAGAUUGCUUCUGGAAGACCGACCAAUGUUUGCUCCUCUUCAAUACCUUUCAGACCUUUCAAUAAGUCGAUAUUGAAUAGUGGCUCCCAAAACCUCUGUCUAAUCUUUCCAAUUGAUAUUGUACUACCACGCCAUUCUAAUUGGAAUCGACCCUGUGCAGCAGCAGCGUUAUUUUCUUUCGCAUUCUUUUCAUCAAUUAGGUUCUUCUCCUGUCCAUUGACUAAAGCAGCAGCAAUGUCAAAUUCUUCACCUUUCUUCUUUUUGUCCUUUUCCUCUUCCUCAGGGAGGAGCGAAAGCGAUUCAGGGUGUUUGAAUAACUCCUGAGAAAUUUCAACCAAAGCAUCAAAUCUCUCGUCCUCGCUCAAACCGCUAAGCUUCUCAUGACCGAGCAAGUGUGUAUCGUUCUUGAGUAAACCUGCAAGAUAUAUUGACAACUCCCGCAAACCGAACUUCCAUUGUGUAGCAGCAGUGUAUUGGGGAAUAGUGUCCAAAACCGGCACAAUAUCUGUUGAAUCGUGACCGACAUCUAUAAACAAGCCAGUCACACUACCAGAAGCAUAUAAACCAAGUACUGGACGCUCAACUAGUGCAAAAACCGGUACGUUGAACCUUUCAAAGAAUAUCUGAGUUAUUCUUUCAUUCUCGUCUUUCGAUAAGCCAUGUGGAACGGUAACCAAAACUAAUGCGGUAGCUGCACGAGGGUUUCCUAACAACUGCUUUAAUGCGUGUUUCCAUAGAGCUUCUGCGCCAACCCAAUCACGUAUACGACCAAAUUUCCAUGGAUAGCUAAUCUCGAGAUCUUCUCCCGCUUGUAUCGCGUCUUCGAGUUGCUGGCCGACGAGAUAGCUCGAUGGCCUCAGACGCAUUGGCUUCCUUUCAUCGACAUCCAUGUUAUCGUCCAUCUCUCCCUUCGAUAUACUCUCUAAGGUGGUUCUCUUUAUGCCGACUUUGGCUUCAAAAUACAGCUGAGGUUUGUGGAAUAUCUCACCAAGCGGCUUACCCGCGAGCAUCGUCCUGCCUGUCUCUAUGACUAUUAUAUUGCUCUCCUGAAGAAUUUUGAGUAUCUUAUCACGACAUUAGCGAUUUCCUUACUCUCAUAUUGUGAACGUCAGGAUGAAAGACGAUAGAAGAGUCGAUU
This is a messenger RNA of Wallemia mellicola CBS 633.66, 2021 nucleotides long. RefSeq lists its product as hypothetical. The transcript has 4 exons. Gene Ontology annotation, biological process: protein peptidyl-prolyl isomerization. Bases 36 to 470 code for a protein of 144 amino acids. Gene Ontology annotation, molecular function: peptidyl-prolyl cis-trans isomerase activity. NCBI's taxonomy places the organism in Eukaryota, Fungi, Basidiomycota, Wallemiomycetes, Wallemiales, Wallemiaceae. The record is from RefSeq and is a predicted model, not a curated record.